Spirodela intermedia is the source of this 1841-nucleotide messenger RNA. Lineage: Eukaryota; Viridiplantae; Streptophyta; Magnoliopsida; Alismatales; Araceae. The record is from the annotation of a GenBank genome assembly.
AUGAUGCACAACAAGUCAGAUUCCGAUGUCACCAGCUUGGCCCCAUCUUCCCCUUCCCGGUCUCCUAAGAGGCCGGCCUACUACGUGCAGAGCCCUUCCAGAGAUUCCCACGAUGGAGACAAAUCAUCGUCCAUGCAUGCUACUCCUGUGUACAACAGCCCGAUGGAGUCACCGUCACACCCUUCCUACGGGCGGCACUCCCGGGCCUCUUCGGCGAGCCGAUUCUCCGGGGCUUUUCGUUCAUCAUCAGGGCGGAAGGCAAACCGGAAGAGGAACGACAAGGGCUGGCCUGAGUGCAACGUGAUUCAAGAAGAAGGCGCUUAUGACGAUCUCGACGACGACAAGGGGCUCUCCCGCCGUUGCCAGAUUAUACUCGCGUUCAUAAGCUUUGUCCUGCUUUUUACCGUCUUCUGCCUGAUCAUCUGGGGAGCGAGCCGGCCGUACAAAGCAGAUGUCAUCGUGAAGGUACUGUUUAUGUUGCCACCUAUAACUGUGAUUUAACUCGACAUCGAUGAGUUUUCGUGCUAAAAACCUGUCGUCUUCUAUGGUUUCAAUGGAGAUGACUACCUCUGAUCUCUGCUUAGAGGCCUUUCGAGAAUGGUGAACUUCAGUAAUAGGCUUCCUUGCAUGUCAUCGGCCCACCUGAGUCUAGCAAAGAAGUCAGGGGAAAUUUUCGAAAUUUUCUAGCCUUCUUGUUCCUUGACCUGCUGACUUUGUGUUUCAUACGUAUAUAUAUAUUUUUUUUUUCUUGAAAAUUUUCUAGGUGGUUCAGCUUGGCAGUCGCUUCAAAAACACUUCCUAUCAUUUUUAUAUCUGUAGCCCAUCUCUUAUUCCCUCAUUAAAUAUAGUUGAUUGGAUGAUGAAGAUAGCUCCAAAAAAAUAUAGACGUAAUUGUGUAUCUCUGCCUUGUUUUCAACUUUCAUCAUAGAUAAAUGGGCUGAUUUUAUUGUUUGAUGCCAUAUUCAAUCCGUCUCUUCAAUCUUCCGGUAAAUGCAUUGGGUUUAUCCCUCAACGUAUCCCAUUUAUAUCAUCGAUAACAAAUGCGAUGCGUUUUCCUUUAUUAGUGAUAUAUUUUAAAGAAAAAAGAUAUAAUGCUAGAGUUUGUGACCCAUCUGGUUCUCUGUUUAUCUUGCUCAUCAAUCUUACUGGGUGGUUAAUGAUGAACUGGUUCCCUGAUCAUCUCCCCACUGUUCUGCAGAGCAUCGCUGUCGAUGACUUGUACGCUGGGGAGGGUUCUGAUUCCACCGGUGUCCCUACCAAGAUGAUCACUGUAAAUUGCUCUCUGAAGAUUAAUGUGUACAACCCUGCUCCAACCUUCGGCAUUCACGUCACUUCAUCGUCCAUCAAUCUCAUCUACUCCCAGAUCGCAGUUGCCUCCGGACAGGUAAGUUCGCGGCUCCUAUCCCUCUCUAUACACCCAGAACGAGAAAACAACCCACUUGAUUAUUUUCAUAAAACCAUGGAACACAUAUUAUAGAACUUCAUGGGAAUCAGGGUUUCUCUGCUGCCCGUGAAUUCUUUCUGUGUCGGUAGAUACCAAUGCCGCCUUGGAUUGAUUGCAGCUCAAGAAGUACUACCAGCCCAGGAAGAGCCACAGGACGAUCUCUGUGAUCCUCCAAGGAGAGAAGGUUCCUCUCUACGGCGCGGGAGCUGGUUUGAUCUUAUCCAGCACCAGCCCCAGGGUUCCCCUGACGCUGGACUUCGAGAUCCGCUCCCGGGGUUACGUCGUGGGGAAGCUGGUGAGAGUCACCCACCGGCGGCGCAUCUCCUGCCGGUUCACCGCUGACUCCAGCAAGACCAAGCCGGUCAUCUUCGCCAAGAACGCAUGCACCUACAGUUGA